GCCUAAUGCUUUAGGGGCUCAAGAUGUUCUCCUUAGCUGUUCUUGUUAUCCUGGGACUUUCCACUGCCAGUCAAAGCUUAGAGGAGCAUCUGACUGGCCAUGAAAAUGGAACAAUUGAUGCCAAUGGAGUUUGCCAGUGCUCAGUGUUUCUUCCUGAUCCAACCUUUCCUGUAGAUAGGAUGGAAAAAGUGGAAAUGACUUCAAACUCUUUAUCAAUACUGGUUGAACAGGAGCUUUUAAAGAUCCAGGAGUCCAUGACCAAGAUUUCCAUCUUUGAAAAGCGCAUGCACAAUCUCACUAUCCGCAUUGAAAAGAUGGAAAGCAGUGGAAUCACAUACACCGAGCUGGACUUUGAGCUGCUCAAACUUGAAAUCAGAGAGAUGGAAAUGCUUAUCACUCAACUGAAGGGCAGUUUCUCUGGCAGCAAUGUUAUUGUUGACCAGCUCUAUGCCGAGAUCAAAAACAUGAGCCUUACCAUCACUAGCCUGGAAACGUUAGACAAAAACAACGUACUUGCCAUACGUCGGGAAAUUCUUUCUCUAAAGAAGAAACUGCAAGAUUGCGAAGAGUAUAAAAAUCACACCAAUCCUGGUCCUACCCAGCCUCCAGUCAUUUAUGGUUCCUGUAAUCAUGGCCUCAUUUUAGACAUUAGCCAACCAUUUGUUGCACAGUUGAACUGGAGAGGAUUUGAAUACAAGUCUGGUGCCUGGGGAAAAGAUCCUGAACCUGAACCCCCAAAGAAAGAACUUUACUGGCAAGCCCCCCUGAAUACAGAUAACCGAUACAUGGAGUAUUACAGGUACUACCUCUCUUAUGACAACUUCCUGCUCUAUAAAUAUCCAUCACAGAACAGAGUUGUAUAUGGACAAGGAAGUGGCAUGGUGGUAUUUAAAAACCAUUUAUAUUACAACUGCCACUCUUCGAGGGACAUCUGCAAGCUUAACCUUGACUCAAAUAAUGUAGUACUGAGGAAAACGAUUCCAAAUGCUGUGUAUGAGAACAGGUUUUCCUACACAACCCCAUGGCAGGAUAUUGAUAUUGCUGUAGAUGAAAGUGGGUUGUGGGUCAUCUAUGCUACUGAGCAAAGCACAGGCAACAUUGUGAUCAGUAAACUGAAUGAGACCAGCCUGGAGGUCCAGAGAACAUGGACAACCAAGCAGUACAAACCUUCAGUUAGCAAUGCAUUUAUUGUGUGUGGAGUUCUGUAUGCUACUAGGACUGUAAACACGAGACAGGAGGAAAUAUUCUAUGCAUAUGACACAAAUACUGAGCAGGAGAGCAAGAUCAGUCUGUCAUUCAAUAAGAUGAUGGAGAGUAUUUAUGGUGUUAAUUACAAUCCCAAAGAUCAUAAGCUCUAUGUGUACAAUGAUGGCUAUCUUGUGAACUAUGACCUCAGUUUUAAUCCCAAUCCUGAAGCCACUAAGGGUGUCUAAAGUAUUCAUUGUCUGAUCUGAUCAUGUUGUGUUAUUCAAAUGCAUAUUUGUACCUUUUUGUGGUUCUGCUGCCUAUUCUGAACAUUUUUACCUGGCAUUUUAACUCAUGUUUUAAUAAACAUUUUUAAAGCCUU
This is a messenger RNA of Erpetoichthys calabaricus (reedfish), 1567 nucleotides long. Its product is annotated as olfactomedin-4-like. The transcript has 5 exons. Lineage: Eukaryota; Metazoa; Chordata; Cladistia; Polypteriformes; Polypteridae. The record is from RefSeq and is a predicted model, not a curated record. Bases 24 to 1433 code for a protein of 469 amino acids. Gene Ontology annotation, biological process: signal transduction.